AAACAGCUGGGUAGUUUAAGCUGACAUUUUCAUUCAUUUAUCAACAGAAUCACAAACAAAAUAAAAUGUACACAGAAGUGGACGUUUUUGUUAGUAAUUUUACACUUAUCGAUCCUGAAAUAUAUCAACUGUGGGUUGAAGGAUGCUCAUCUAGCGAGGCAGUUUCAACUCUUCACCAGAGGUCCAUCACUCAGAACACAGGAGCAACUGUUGAACUCAUUGCUAGCGAUGUCUUGGAUCAUUACAGAACUUUUGCCCUGUUGGAGAGGCUCUUCACAGUUCCAUCAAAACUGUCCGAGCAAAUGAUCUUCCAAAUUGAUGAACCUACUAAGCAAAUGUUGAUCGAAAAAUACUAUGACUUAGAUGAUGCAGUUAUAAGAGAGCUUCUGGGCCGGAAGUUGUCAUCACGGCAUAGGAAAGACCUAGAUGAGGUGGCCGAACGUUCCGGAGCGCCGCUGCGCUGCUGCCGGCGGCAGUUCGAUAACGUGCGGCGGAUCUUCAAGGCUGUGGAGGAGAUUCCUGGGAACGUCGUAGCCAACAUACGUUCCACGUUCCUCAUCUCUGAGCCACUUGCAAAGAAAUACGGCGCCGUCGUGUUCAUAGCGUGCAUGAGAUUCGAAACGGCCAAGCGUAAGCUGCAGUAUAUGACCUUCAACGAUUUCUACCAUUGUGCACAAGCUAUCAUGGGCAGCUGGACGUACAGCUGCACGGGCCCCGAGUACUACGACACGGAGAUGGACAGAGAGUUCCUGCUGGAGUUGCGGGAGCUUCGCAUCCUGCUCGACAAGGAGAAGGAGCACAAACAUUUAAUAUGUAUGCGUCUGAAGCCAAAACUCCUCGAAAAGUCAUAUCAAGAACUGGAAUUGAAUUUUAGAUUAUACACUCGCGCGUUGGUCGGUUUGGCUUGCAACCUGCAUCGUGGCAGGGAGCUAAGAUCUCUGUUUGUAGACCUACUUGAGAGAUGCGUGGAGCCGCUACGUUUGGGAAGCUGGCCCAAAACUGAUUUGGCUCAGUUCCUGUGCGCCUACGAGCAGUGCGCUUUGCAAAUGGACGUGCUCAGGGAGGCAGACUUGAAGCUGGUGUGGGAGCGCUACAUGAGAGUCGUCAGCCAGUGCUUGUUGACGAUGUACCAGAUUUAGUCGAAAUAAAUGUUUUAUACUGAGUGU
Molecule: messenger RNA, 1166 nt
Organism: Pararge aegeria (speckled wood butterfly)
Lineage: Eukaryota; Metazoa; Arthropoda; Insecta; Lepidoptera; Nymphalidae
Gene: Fibp
Product: acidic fibroblast growth factor intracellular-binding protein
Exons: 11
Coding region: 66-1139 (357 amino acids)
Cellular component (GO): nucleus
Source: RefSeq, a predicted model, not a curated record